Hypomesus transpacificus is the source of this 13836-nucleotide messenger RNA. RefSeq names its product striated muscle enriched protein kinase b (gene spegb). Gene Ontology annotation, biological process: protein phosphorylation. Lineage: Eukaryota; Metazoa; Chordata; Actinopteri; Osmeriformes; Osmeridae. The transcript has 42 exons. The record is from RefSeq and is a predicted model, not a curated record. Gene Ontology annotation, molecular function: protein binding; ATP binding; protein kinase activity. Bases 929 to 11680 code for a protein of 3583 amino acids.
GGCCUGGGCUGAGGCUGUCAUCUCCCAGGAGGACCUGUGUGGCCGUGGCAGGACGACCAGGAGGAAGGAAGCUCCAGGGACAAGACGGACGACGUGUGAGCGUCUGGAGCACGCCUACCCAGACGGGGCUGAGUCAGGAGCCGUGUUCAGGGUCCACUGGAGGAUGAGAGGACUGGGACACAGGAACAAGGGAUUCUGCUGCUCUUGUUGUGGAGCUCCACGCAGACGAGGAGAGAGAGACCUGUAGAGACGAGGAGGGAAGGCAGAGGCCAGCCCUUUGAAAAGCAAGAUGGGGAGCUGCUAAUGCAACAUGAUCCAGAGGGUCUUGCCCUAAAAAUACUACUGGGCUGCAGACUGCACUCUGCUUAUAAUUACUAGGGUGAGAAACAAUGCAUGCUUUUAACAUGUUCAAUUGGACUAGGAGCUGUGAGAGUUGAAAUUCUUGCUGAAGAAAUCUGAAAGUAAUCACAUACAAAUUAAUUAAUUAAUUACAUUUGGCUGCUAUUUUGUGAAGCAUACAUAGAUACAGAAAGAUUUCGGAUAUUCAUAGCCUCUAACAGGCCUUGAGAAACGAUUCACUAUUGACGUAGCCCACAGCAUCAAAACUUUCAAGAUUAGACGUUAAAAGUACAUUUUUCUCAUUACAUGACAUGACUUGAUUGGUACUCAAUCCAAAGCAGUAGACAGCAGGGCUGAGAUUAGGACCCUGCCUGCAGAACCAGCUCUAGGACCCUGCCUGCAGAACCAGCUCUAGGACCCUGCCUGGAGAACCAGCUCUAGGACCCUGCCUGCAGAACCUGCUCUAGGACCUUGCGGCAGAACCAGCUCUAGGAACCUGCCUGGAGAACCAGCUCUAGGAUCCUAACUGCAGAACCAGCUGCAGAAGGACCCUGCCUGGAGAACCAGCUGCAGAAGGACCCAGGCCCCCAUGAGUGGCGCAGCCAUGAGGAAGGCCGAGGUCCAGGUGACCCUGAAGAAAGGUGCGGAUGACGGUCUGUGUGGGGCGGCCCCGCCUAGCCCCAUCAUCCCCCCCAAACGCUCAAAAACCAGCCCGGACCAGGUGGUCCCAGACCCCACGGCCUACCCCUCCCAGACCCCAGCCAUGUUCAUCCGCAAGAUGAGGAACGCUGCCGUAGGGACGGGCUGUGACAUUCGUCUGAAGGUGGGUGUGUCCGGGGAACCCCAGCCCUCGCUGUAUUGGUACCACAACGACGACCUGCUCAACAUGGAUAACCAGGAGUACGGAGGUCUGUGGAUCAGAGACUGCAAGCCCAGUGAUGCCGGCCUUUACACCUGCAUAGCCAAUAACCACCUGGGGGAAGCCAGGAGCAGCGCUGUCCUGGCUGUCCUCGACCUAGGCGAAGAUUCGGAGACGACAGAGGAUGAGGGAGGGGAAUCCUUUGACACCAGAGAGGAGGGAGUGGGUCUCCAGGAACCGGCUGCACAUGCAGGACACAGAGUGAUGGACAGUUGGGGAGACGAGGAGUUUACAGCUCCCAGAACCAGGAGUCACUCUGAAGACGUUCUACCACCCCCCUCCCCAAGAACAAUCAAACGGCCCUCCACCUCUCCGAUGCCAAACCGCUCGGGUUCAGCCCCUACCACCCCCCUCACCCCCCGAAAGAAAGCUAUAGUGCCGGCCGACUACCAAGACACAGUCCCCGAGGAGUUCGAGCAGAAAGUCAAGCAGCCCAAAUCCUCCACGGGCAUGUCCCAGAGCAGUGCUCAAGACUCUCGCCCCCAGACGCCUCUCAGUGAAUACUCCCGGAAGGACCUGACCGCCAGACCCUCUCCUAAGCUCACCCGCGCAAGCUCCAAGAUCUUUGAGAAAGUCCGCGGUUUCGAGGAGCGAAGGCGAAGCCUUGACAAUCCAGAGGGAUCCAUAUCUGGACGAUCCUGGGCUGGCUUCAACCGCGCCGGGUCAGUGGACUCGGACGACGGAGGAAGCCGCCUGGGCAUCUCCAGAGAGAGCUCCAAGGAGGACCUGCGUGAGGCUCUGAAGGAGGAUGCUGCGGAGCGGAGGAGCAUGUUCAGGCAGAGGGCCGCCUCGCUGGAGGAGAAGGCGCGCUACUCCGAAAAGGUACAGGACAUCGAGAACAAGUUCACAGAGGAGCUCCAACGCAUCAAGAAGCUGGUGGGGAAGCCUCACCUGAAGAAGUCCUUCUCCACCGAGCAGCUGAGCCUGCGAGGUCGACAGAGGCUGCCUGAGCGGAAGCUGGAGCCCAUCCCACCUCAGGUCCUGCAGAAGCUGCAGGAACGGGAGCGCGCCCAGUGGGAGAAGGAGCAGAAAGACAAGGAGCAGACCAAACAGUGCUCGCCGCCAAAAUCACCUCGACUCGCAAGCAAGCAAUCCAGACCCCAGGAGACAGAGCGUCCGUCUGCCUCGUGCAGCAGGUCAGGAGAGGCAGCCUCCACUCCAGAGUCUAUGCAGCUGUCUGAUCUGCCGGGACAGCGCUCGAUAAGAGAGAUCAGCAGGAGCAGUCCAGUCAGAGAGGUCUAUCAGCGGUCUCCCUCCCCAGCGACGUCUCGACAACAGAGGGCAGAGUCGCCGAGCAGGAGUCUGGUUGACAUGACACUACGUAAGGUUGAACGAAGGCCAGCCAGCCCCCUGGUGCAAAGGGUCUCCCGGAUGCAGGAAUCCCCACACGUCAAAGAGUCUCCUGCCAAAACAUCACCAAAGGAAGAGUUGUCUGGAAGGAAGACACCUGUAGAGCUUGUUUUAAGAAAAGUAGAAAACAGACCUGCAAGCCCGUUGGUACAAAGAAAAUGUACCGAUUUACCAGAUAUUCCAGACCAAGUCCCAGCUAAAACCCCAAGGCUGACGGCCUCUUCAGCCGCGCCCCCAGCCCCCCCACUGGGGGAGAAGACAGAGGUGGAGGCUCCCAGGCCGGCCCCCAGGCUCAACAUCCCCACUAUUAUUGUUGAAGAUGAGCCAAUGGAAGAAGACGAUCCUGCUGAGACUGACCAGUCACAGAAGGCUGACGUCCCCCGAGAGCAGAAGACCAGAGGAAGAGCCCGACGCACCAGGCCCAUGUCCCCAGAGCAAGAUUCUUCAGAUGACUCGUACGUGUCUGCUGGGGAGGAUCCGUUGGAGGCUCCUGUGUUUGAGUUUCCCCUGCAGGACACAGUGGCUACUGCUGGGAUGGAUGUGCUCAUGAAGUGCAUCAUCGCUGGGAACCCUCUGCCCCAAGUUACCUGGACAAGAGACAACACAGUGCUCUCCAGUGGAGCUAGUGUUGUAGUGAAGGUGGAGGGGGAGCGCCACACUCUGCUGAUCAGGUGGGCCAAGCACAGCGAUGCUGGGACCUACUGCGUCACAGCCGUUAACGAGGUGGGCAAGGCGUCCAGCAGGGCCAGCCUCUCUGUCAAAACAGAGCCCCCCCCUGAGCCCCGGGGGGCCCUGGCCGUGCGUGUGGAGGCCAGCAGUCCCAUCACCUCAGACGAGGAGUACCUCAGCCCCCUGGAGGAGGCUGCUGACCCGGGCCCCGAGCUCAGGACUCUGGACUCCAGGUUCAAGGAGCCCCCGGGCUUCCUGGCCACCAUGAAUGACCAGGCAGUGUUUGAAGGUCAAGAGGUCACACUGUCUGUGAGAGUCAGUGGGCAGCCCAAACCCAUGCUGUACUGGCUUAGAGACAGAGUCACAGUGAAGACCGGCCCACGUCACCUCGUCCAGGAGAUGGAUGGCGGCACGUUUCAGAUGACCAUCAGGUCGGCUCUGCGGUCAGACAGCGGUGUGUACACCUGCAAGAUCAUCAACGAGUACGGCAGCCGGCAGUGUGAGGGCAGGCUGGAGGUCACAGCCCCCCCCGUGGAGCCAGCUUUAGCGGUCACCCGGCCCGUCAGAGACAUCACUGCCAGGGCUGGAGAGACCGUCAUGUUCGAGUGCCAUGUGAUUGGUCCUCAAGACACAGAUGUGGAUUGGCUGGCUGAUGGGAAGCUGAUGCAGCCUGCGCUGCUGAACUGUAAGAUGCACUUUGACGGGAAGAGAUGUCGCCUGCUGCUCAACUCAGUCCACGAGGACGACAGCGGCACGUACAUGUGCAAGCUCAGCACAGCCAAGGAGGAGCUGACAUCUAGCGGGCAGCUGAAGGUUCUUCCCUCCAUCGAGCCUCUGUUCACCCGGAUGCUGGACGUGCUGGAGGUGAUUGAGGGCCGUAACGCCCGCUUCGACUGCAAGGUCAGCGGGACGCCACACCCCUGCGUCACCUGGAGCCACUUCGACCACCCGCUAGCCCACAGUGAGGACGUCCACAUCCUGCAGGAGGGCGGACGCCACUCGCUGGUCCUCUCUCACGUCUCCAACGAGGACGAGGGCUUCUACACCGUCGUGGCCCGCAACGCACAUGGAGAGGCCGAGUGCUCGGCCGAGCUCUACGUACAAGAGCCACGACCAGCCAUCUCUGCCCAGAUGGCCAAGCUGGAGAAGAUGCCCUCCAUCCCUGAGGAGCCGGAGCUUCCUGAGAGCGAAGUGGAGCGUUUCACCAUGCCAGAUUUUGUGAAGCCGCUGUACGACCUGGACGUGAUCGAGGGGAAGGAGGCCGUGCUGAAGUGUAAGGUGGCCGGCCUGCCCUACCCCACCAUCUUCUGGUUCCACAAUGGGAUGAGGAUCGACAGCACCGAGGAAAGGAAGAUGACGCAGUUCAGAGACAUCCACAGCCUGGUGAUCCGGUCUGUGUGUCACAGCCAUGCAGGAGUGUACAAGAGCGUCAUCUCCAACAAGGUGGGCAAGGCCACCUGCUACGCCCACCUCUACGUCACCGAUGUUCUUCCUGACCCCCCCGAUGGGGCACCAGUGGUACGGUCCAUCACAGGGAAAACCAUCACCCUGGAGUGGAAGAAACCUCGACGACUAGACCCCUCCAUUGACCCCAGCUGCUUGAUGUAUGCCAUCCAGCAGCAAGCCCUGGGCUCCAUCCAGUGGAACAUCAUAGCAUCCAGCCUGAAAGAGACCUCCUACACCGUCUCCACGCUCUCCAAGGGAGUCCGCUACGCCUUCAGGGUGCUCUCCAUCACCACCAAGGCCUUCAGCAAGCCCUCCCCAGCCACCGAUGCAGUGCAGCUGCUGGACACAGGUCCCUAUAUUGAGGAGGCCCCAGUGAUCAUUGACAAGCCCGACGUUGUCUAUGUGAUGGAAAACCAGUCUGUCAGCAUCACCAUCACCCUCAACCACGUCAACGCAACCGUCAUCUGGAAGAGGAGGGGGCUGGUGCUGAGCAGCAGACCAGGCCUGUUUGAGAUGCUCAUGCCUGAUGACGACCAACACACCCUGAAGAUGCUGCGGGUGAAGCUGGCCGACGUGGGCCAGAUGGUGUGUGUGGCUUCCAACAAGUGUGGCAGUGACUCCUGCACCUUCAGCGUGGAGAUGGCUGCGCCCCCAACGUUUGAGAGUAUCAUGGAGGAUGUGGAUGUGUCUGUGGGGGAGACGCCUCACUUUGCUGUGGUGGUGGAGGGCAGUCCUGUCCCCGACAUCCUGUGGUUCAAGGAUGACGUACUGUUGUCAGAGAGCAGUCACUACACGUUUGUGUACGACGACAGCGAGUGUUCUCUGGUGGUUCUGAACACACGCGAGGAGGACUCUGGAGUGUACACCUGCACCGCCAGGAACCUGGCCGGGUCUGUGUCCUGCAAGGCUGAGCUCAGCGUGCGCCCAGAUGUUAAGGAGCAGCAGAAGCCCGAGCUGGAUGAGGAGACCCUGCUCAGGAGGAUGCGCCGGCUGACAGACUACUACGACAUCCACAAGGAGAUUGGGAGAGGGGCCUUCUCGUAUGUGAAACUUGUGACACAGAAAGCAGGAAAAAUUGAAUAUUCUGCCAAGUUCAUCUCAGCGCGAGCUAAGAGAAAAGCCUCGGCUCUGAGGGAGAUGAACCUGCUGUCUCGUCUUGACCACGAAAGAAUCCUCUACUUCCACGACGCCUUCGAGAAGAAGAAUGCUGUGGUCAUCAUCACUGAGAUCUGCAACGAGGAGUUACUGGAGAGGUUCAUCAAGAAGUCUAGUGUGAUGGAGUCUGAUGUCCGCUCCUGUAUGAGACAACUGCUGGAGGGGCUGGACUAUCUACACCGACAACAUCUCAUACAUUUGGACAUCAAGCCUGACAAUAUCCUCAUGGCCGAUCCCCAUGGCGACCAGAUCAGGAUCAGUGAUUUCGGCAACGCUGUGCAGCUGACACCAGACGAGGCUCAGUACUCUAAAUACGGCACCCCAGAAUUUGUUGCCCCAGAAAUAGUGAAUCAGACCCCUGUGUCCAUGGCAACGGACAUCUGGCCAAUUGGAGUCAUCACUUAUCUGUGUGUGACUGGCGUGUCUCCGUUUGCUGGAGAGGAUGACCGCAGCUCUCUGCUCAACAUCAGGAACUACAACGUGGCUUUUGAGGAGAGAAUGUUCGCGGACCUCUGUCGAGAAGCCAAGGGCUUCAUCAUCAAGCUGCUGGUCGCAGACAGGCUGAGGCCUGAUACCCAGGAAUGCCUUCGUCAUCCCUGGUUUAAGACACUCACAAAGGGGAAGGCUAUAAACACUGAAGCCCUCAAGAAGUUUGUGUCUCGUAGGAGAUGGCAGCGCUCUCUCAUCAGCUACAAAUCCAAAAUGGUCAUGAGGUCCAUCCCAGAGUUGCUAAAUGACUCCACCAACCAUAUCUCCAUAGCGGUACCCAGACACCUAAAGGAAGGUUCCCCACCACCUUCAUCUUCCUCCGAUUCGGACGAAGACAUUGACGAGCUUCCAUUCAUCCCAAUGCCAAUAACUGUGGAAUUUUCCGGAUCCAGAAUGUCCUUGACUGACAUCCAGGGAGAUGAGGAGGGGAUAGGCCAACCAAACGGGACCACUAAAACCCCAGUGUGUCCAGGGCAGGAGGUGCGAGAGGCUGCAGGGCUGGAGGCCCAGGGGGCAGACUCCUCGGGCAGGGGCCGGCAGAGGAAGAGGUCAGCUCAAGAGACCGAUAAAGGUUCCUCAGACGAUGAGCCCCCCGCGGAGCUGGCCCAGCCAGACCAGGCCAGGAGGCCUCUACGCAGGGGCUCCAGCAUGGACUCUGACAAACCCGACACUGGGAGCAGGAGAGGAACGCUCCGUCGAGGGGGCUCGGCCGACAGUGCCCUACUGCUACACAUCCCGCCGGAAGAAGGCCCUGGCGACGGCGCUCCCGAGAGUGGGAGGAAGAUCCUGAAAAAGGCUGUGUCCAUGGAACUGCCCAGGAGGAGUGGCAGCCCGGGGACGGCCACCAUGAGCCAGGAAGACUACGCUCUCAAACUGGAGCUGAUGAGGCAGAGGCUGCUGCGAGGCGGCUCAGUGGACAAGAAGAUGAGCGGCUUGCGGGGCCCCCUGCUGGAGACGCUGGGGAUGGGUGACGAUAAACGAGCGUCUUCUCUAGAGCGCCACUCUCGAGCGCCGCGCCUCGGCCCUCCUCCUCUGACCAGGGCUGCCUCCAGUGACUCCUCCAGAGAAGACGUGCCCAAACCCAAAGUCCUCCGCAAGAGCGCCUCCUUCAGCCAGGGGGACACAGAGCCCAUGCCCCUGUACCGGCGCUCAGGAGCCCCCCUGGAGAUCCCCCUGGCACAGAUAGAGGAGAGGAGACUCCAGGAGGCCAUAUCCAUGUCUGCUCUCACUGAGCAGAUAAAGCUGGAAUCCAGACCGGUCACUCCUAGAGAACCAUCCCCCAAGCUGCCUAUCCCAGAGCCAGCCAGACAGGAGAGUCCGACUAAGAUGGAGUACGAAGAUUCGCUGAUCAACAAAGAGACCAAAGCUGAAGAGUGUUCCAGUGAGAAACCAGAUGGGACGACCACUGACAGCACUUUUGAUGAAAGGUCAAGCACGAGUGGUUUCUCUGAGAAGGACAUGAGCAUGUCAGAGGAACCAAUGAUGGAAGCAGAGAACGUGGCCCAGAGAGACCCAAGCCCUCCCCCAGCCCAGAGAGACCCUCCCCCGGCCCAGACUUUCACCUUAGAGGAGAGAAUGGAAGAAGAAGAAGAGGAACACUUUGAGGAGAAGACUGAGGAGAGAGUUGAUAUGGUUGCUGAAACAAAAACGGUAGAAGAAGUACAAGUUGAAGAAGAUAUUGAAGAGGAAGUGAAGACACCGGUGAAGUCUGAGAUGGUCAUCUCCACCAGCUCUAUUAUGGUCUCUCCAACACAGGUUUAUUCAAGAGGUCCAGCCAACGUGGUGUCGUCGUACGUGACACCCACACCCCCCGCUAGAGUUACACUCCCAGACGGCACCACCUCAGCAUACGCCAGCAUAAUGCAGACCAUCAUGGUCCCCUCCCUGCAGCCCCUGAAGAAUCCUCCGCUUGGUCCCUCCACCCCGGUGGGUCUGAGGACUCCUGAACCAGCGCUGGACUCCACACCUCCAGCUGUCCCUGGCCCGUCCAGACCAGUGGUAGCCCUCACCACCGAACACCCUGCCGUGUACUCCAGAGUGGCCUCUCCAGAGCAGCUUUCCAAAGAGCCCAGCCCACCCCUGACAGCCCCCUCGCCCCCCGCGGCCCCCCCUCUCGGGGGCAGCUUCCAGGACAUCGCCUCUGAAGAGGUGUUUGAGGCCCGCUUCAGGAAGCGUGAGUCUUCUCUGACCCGAGGCCUCAAACUCCUUUCCUGGUCAAAGAACGAGGACAAGCCCGCCGCAUCCUCGGACUCUACAGAGUUCAGCGAGGAGAUCUACAGACCCGGGCCAACCGGAGCCCCGCUGGAGAUCUCCUCCAGGAGGCUGGAAGAGAAGUCCAAGUCUGUCCAGGACCUCCGCGAGGCCCAGAAGGACCAGGGCUUUAUGAGGCGCCUCUCCAUGAGACUCCGCAGGACCCCGUCGGCCGAGCGCAAGGAGGAGAAGCCGAAGGAGGAGGAUCCAGUCUCCCCCAAGAGGAGGCUGUCCUGGGCCCUGGGCCGACGGGGUUCCCAGGAGAGGAAGGAAGUAGAGAUGAAGAGGAUGGACGGAGAGAGCGAACCGCCAACGGAGGAGGGGAUGGAACUCAAGAAGCCCAACGAGUCUCCUGUCCUUGCUAUGCGCAGGAAGAUAGAGUCGACCGUGGCAGGGAUCUCCAUGAAGAUCCGCAGUGUCUCUGAGGAGAGGCGGACGGAGGACAAGGAGGCCAAGCCAGAGAGUAAGAAGACUCCCAUCCUCUCCAUGCUGCGCAGGUCCACGUCAGAGGGCCGGGGUUUGAAGAGUAUGGCUGUGCCUCAGAACCAGCUGGCCACUCAGUCAGGAAGCACGGCCUCCUCCGAGUCUCUGGGAUCCGUGUCCAGUGUGAAGUCAGAAACAGUUUCCAGAGCAGGUGGCGAGGGCGAGCGCAGGUCUCGCUGGGAUCGCUGGGGCUUGACCCGAGGACGCAGGGACAAGACUGUGUCUCAACCCGACAUCCCCUCAGCCAUCGCCAGGGAGAACGGCUCUCUCGGCUCACGCCAGUACUCCAGACUGGCCUCUGACUUCCCUCCUGUGUUCCACAUCAAGCUGAGGGACCACGUCCUGCUGGAGGGAGACCCCAUCACCCUCAGCUGUCUCCCGGCUGGAUCGCCACACCCUCACAUCCACUGGAUGAAAGACAAGAAGCCUCUGGAGAUAGAUGCCAGGAUGAACAUGAUUGCCUGUCCAGACGGCCGGCAGCUGCUGAUGAUAAUGAAGACCACCAAGAAGGACGCGGGCCUCUACGAGUGCGUGGCCACCAACCCCCUGGCAGCCGUGUCCAGCUCAUGCACACUCUCCCUCGCACGUCUCCCCAGUCGUCCUGGGACCCCCGAGGUGCCUCAGAGGUACAGGAACACGGCCCUGGUGCUGUGGAGGCCCUCUGACACCAUGGCCCCCUGCACCUACUCCCUGGAGAGGAAGGCAGAGGGUGAGGUCAACUGGCUGAUAGUGGCCACAGGAGUGGCCGACUGCUACUACAAUGUCGUUGACCUGCCAGCAGGGGGCGCGUUCAGGUUCCGGGUGGCAUGUGUCAACAAAGCAGGCCAAGGGCCCUACAGCAGCCUGUCUGAGAUCGUCUGCCUGGACACCGCAGAACAACUCAAGUCCAGUGGAGCGGUGGUGGUUAACACUACCCCUUCCCCUCCCGUGGUGAUGAUGUCAUCAAUGACGGUGCCCCCCAUUAAAACCCCUAGUAAAGGGGCAGCCCCCUCCACUCAACCCCCAGCCCCCCUUGCCCCCUCCCCACAACCCCCAGCAGGAACUUCUCUUCUAAAACCGCCUGGCCCUCCCUCUGUCCAGCCCUCCAUCCAGGCAAUCUCCCCCUCCAGCCCUCCUCCCUCCAGCCCUCCUCCCUCCAGCCCUCUCCCCUCCACGCCCCAGGCUCUGCCACCUCCGGCCAAAUCCAAGACCACCCUCAACAUUAACGUAGGGAAGCCCGCGCCCUCUCCCGUAAAACUGGCCCCGCCUGUUGUCCUUCCCAAACCCCAAAGCCCAACCAACAUCGUCCCCCCCACGGCUAAAACUCCUCCCACCUCCGGCCCUCUGCUCGUAAGCCCACCCCCCUCCAUCGGCAAGCCCAUCUCCUCUCUGCCCAUGUACGCUCCUGUCUCCACGGCUCGCCUCACCCCUCCCUCUCCCUCCAGCGCUCCGGCCCCGGCCCUGGCCCCUCCCGUGGUGCUGGUCUCUAGUCUGACCCCCGUCAUGGACGGAGGCCCGGGCCCCUCGGGGAGAAGCACCCCCUCGGGGCGUAUGACCCCCUCGGGGCGUAUGACCCCCUCGGGGCGCAGGACCCCCUCAGGAAAGUCUGGAGACGGGUCCCUGCGUCAGGGGGUUCCCCAGAAACCGUACACCUUCAUGGAUGAGAAGGCCAGGGGGCGGUUUGGCGUGAUCCGGGAGUGCCGUGAGAACGCCACAGGGAACCUGUUCAUGGCCAAGAUCGUGCCGUAUGAGGCAGAGAGCAAGCAGGCGGUCCUGCAGGAGUACGACAUCCUCAAGUCGCUCCACCACGACAAGAUCAUGGCUCUGCACGAGGCCUACGUCACUCCUCGCUACCUCGUCCUCAUCUCCGAGUGCUGCAGCGGCAAGGAGAUCCUCUACAGCCUCAUAGACAGGUUCCGCUACUCUGAGGAUGAUGUGGUGGGGUACAUAGUCCAGAUCCUGCAGGGACUGGACUACCUUCAAAACCGACGCAUCCUGCACCUCGACAUCAAGGCAGAGAACAUCAUCGUCACCUACAUGAACGUUGUGAAGAUCAUCGACUUUGGCAGCGCCCAGAACUUCAACCCUCUGUUCCUGAAGCAGUUCAGUCCACCGGUGGGGACUUUGGAGUACAUGGCUCCUGAGAUGUUGAGAGGAGAUGUGGUGGGACCUCCUGCUGACAUCUGGAGCCUGGGCGUGCUCACGUUCAUCAUGUUGAGUGGGUGCUUGCCCUUCAUGGAGAAUGAUCCUCGGGAGACUGAGGCGAGGAUCCAGGCUGCAAAGUUUGACCUUGGAAAGCUAUACCAGAAUGUGUCUCAAAGUGCCUCUCUGUUCCUGAAGAAGAUUCUCUGCAGCUACCCCUGGGCGCGUCCCUCCAUCAAGGACUGCUUCAACAACUCCUGGCUGCAGGAUGCCUACCUGAUGAGGCUGCGGCGGCAGACCCUCACCUUCACCACCACGCGCCUCAAAGACUUCCUGGCUGAGCAGCAGCGAGGCCGUGUCGAGGUGGCCACCAAGCACCGCGUCCUGCUGCGCUCCUACCAGAACACGCCUCCCAGCCCCGCCUCACCCGCCUCCACCCUCACGCCCGCUGCUCACUGACAGCCUGGAAGCAGGAGGACCUGCAGUCUGUAUGAAGGCAGGAUGCGGUGCCCAGAGGUGGGGGAGCUCCCUGGAUCCUCGAGCGGGGUCACUCCUCCUGGGGAACCUGCAGGGGCCUGGCCUCCAGGAACCAGAACUGUUUUAUAGUUUCUUACUCGAUCAUGAAAUUAUUCACAAACACUGGAAGACACCUGAGAUGGGUCUCUGGCUCCAUAUCAUCAGAGCUUCUGGUAGCUUCUCAAAACUCUGGAUUUGUGUUAAGCCUUUCCUGUCUGAGUUGUAAAGAUGGAAGGAUCUCCAUCUCACUUUCAACACGAUAUUUUCUCUAGACAUCAAUGUGUGAUGUAAAUGUGUAAUUCUAAAUCCUAAAUAUAUUCAUUUUAGUGGAGAGAUGGUGUUUCUCGUCUCUGCUAAUUGUUUAGUGAAGGACACACAUCUUACAUCUUUACUGUUCUUAUCAGGACAGCUUCUGAGAAUGAAUUGAUAAGAAUUUUUUGUAACUUUUUAACAAAACAUAAUCGACAAAGAGACAGCACAGUAUGCAAAUGUAUUAUCUAAGGGUUUGUCACUAACCCAUGAAGUGAACACGUUUGUACAUGAUCAACAAGGGCUACUUGAAGAAGCUACAAAUUGAAGAAUGCAAAAUACUUUUUAACUAGUGGAGGGUAGGCCACAAAAUGUCCUUAUUCCUUACAUUGCUUAUUCAAAAAUAAUGUCCGUGCAUUUUGGUCACCUGGUGUUUCCAUAAUGCACUUUUGACUAAGAAGAUAUCAGAUCAUUAAAGGUAGCCUGGUUUAGGGUUUCUGGAAUCAACAAGUGCCCUUACUUCAAUUAAAACCUUUUGACAAAACCAUUAAUUUAUUACCACUGAGAUAACAAACAGAUUUAUUGACAUUAAGACGGCAUUUGAGGUAUUUUGUCUGAUAUGCAGCUUACAAAACAAAAUCUACCGUAUUACUAUUUGACACUUCUUAGUUACGUCGGAUGAUCUUACCAGAGGUUUUAGUUAUUAGUUUACCUAGUCAUUACCGACAUUUGUGCGUAUGAAUCAAAUCCACACACAAAAUGAGAACUUUUAAAAGUAAAGUAUUUUGCUAAGUAUUUGACAUUUUAUCAAGCUUUAGGUGAUGUUUGUUUGUUGAUCGAUUUUACAAUAGUUUGGGUUCUCUAGCUGCUUAAAAUCAGCCCAGCACGAUAAAGCACGUUUGGUUUAUGAAUAUAUCAUAUAUUUAUUGUUUAAGCCCUAUCAUCAUGGGCCAAAUUCAAUAUCAAUGCAUGCUAUUUGAGUUUUUUUUGAGUUUCACAAACUUAUUAAAAUCAACGCAUGAUUUAUAGAUUUAUACCUUAACGUUCAGAACCAGAUGUGGUGAAUGUAGGCUGUGGUCAGGAGCGGUGCUUGAUUUGUGUCAUUGUGUCAUUGUGUCAUGCUUUCUAGUUUCAGAAUCUUAUUUAUUAGACGGACACCGUAACUCCUGCUAUUACACUCCAUAGUCAAGAAUAGGCUUGAGGUUGUGGUGGCUGCUGUUGUGUCCUGUCAUUUGAAUUUGAAGAUUACGUAUUUGAAGAUUACGUAUGUUUUAGUUGUUUUGGGCAGUCAAUGAUUCAUCCAGUAAAUCUUCAAAAUGAUUAAGGACAUCAUCAAAUCCUGGAUUUUACAAAUAAAGUUUCUUAUGAAUAUUAAUUUAUUAACCCUCAGAUAUAUUCCUUUCUGUAUAGCGUAUGACGUCUUUUCAAACCAAGAAAUGUGGUCAAAGAGUUGGUAUAAUGAGCAGUGUAGAUACUUGCCUAAAUGCCAAAUGGCAGGAAUGAUACUGUAUCAGAAGUCUUCUGUGGACAAGAGUGCUUUUAACAGUUUAAAAAGGUGAGGACACUUUUGGACAUGGACCUGAAUUAAAUAUUCAGAAUAUGUUUUAGUAUGAUAAUAAAAACACAUUUCCUAAAAUAAACGCCAGUUAUGUUUUGGGGACAUUAAGUCACUGGAUUGCUUUCUUUGUGUUAGUUUUGUGUGUAUUUAUUGAGUGAUUGAGUGGUCAUGUUUGGUGCAACCUACAGUAAACUUGUUCUCUUCUAAAUAAAAAAUCUCCUAAUUUCUGAAUUGGGUAUGAAACAGGCAUGACAGCUGACAUUGCUGCAGAUAAUAAAGGAAAUCCUACCUA